AUGCCACUCCCCAGAAAUGGAAACCUCUCCAUGGUUUACUUUCAAGAUUUUGUGCUGGAGGGAUUCAAGGGAGGCCUGGAGACCCAGGCCCUGCUCUUUGCUGUGUUCCUGGCCCUGUACAUGGUGACUAUGCUGGGGAACCUCACCAUGAUCAUGGUUAUCACCCUGGAUGCCCACCUGCACUCCCCAAUGUACUUCUUCCUCAAGAACCUCUCCUUCCUGGAUUUGUGCUACUCAUCUGUUAUUGCCCCCAAUGCCCUGGUCAACUUCUUCUCCCCAUCCAAGGUUAUCACCUUUGUAGGCUGUGCUACCCAGUUAUUCUUUUUCUCCCUACUGGUCACCACUGAAGGUUUCCUCCUGGGUGUCAUGGCCUAUGACCGCUUCAUGGCCAUCUGCAGCCCCUUGCACUACCCUAUCACCAUGUGCCACUCUGCCUGCACUCGCCUGGUUCUGGGCACCUACUGUGGAGGCUGCCUCAACUCUGUUGUGCAGACCAGCUUCACAUUCCGCCUCCCAUUCUGCAGCUCCAACCGCAUCAACCACUUCUUCUGCGAUGUUCCCCCACUGCUCCAGCUCGCCUGUGGCAACACAGCCAUUAAUGAACUUAUCUUGUUUGGCAUCUGUGGGCUCAUCAUUGUGGGUGUGACAUCUGUGGUCCUCGUCUCCUAUGGCUACAUCAUGGUGACCAUCCUGCGGAUGCGCUCAGGAGCUGGGAGACGCAAGGUCUUCUCCACCUGUGGCUCCCACAUGGCUUCAGUGACACUCUUUGUUGGGACUGUCUUUGUCAUGUAUGCCCAGCCAGGAGCAAUUGAGUCCAUGGAGCAGGGCAAGGUGGUCUCUGUCUUCUACACGCUGGUCAUCCCAAUGCUCAAUCCCCUCAUCUAUAGUCUGCGAAAUAAGGAUGUGAAGGAGGCCCUAUGGAGGCUGGGCCAGAAACACACAGCCAUGUGA
Enhydra lutris kenyoni (northern sea otter) is the source of this 951-nucleotide messenger RNA. RefSeq names its product olfactory receptor 12-like. Gene Ontology annotation, cellular component: membrane. Gene Ontology annotation, biological process: sensory perception of smell; G protein-coupled receptor signaling pathway. The coding region runs from base 1 to 951 and encodes 316 amino acids. Lineage: Eukaryota; Metazoa; Chordata; Mammalia; Carnivora; Mustelidae. The record is from RefSeq and is a predicted model, not a curated record. Gene Ontology annotation, molecular function: G protein-coupled receptor activity; odorant binding; olfactory receptor activity. The transcript has a single exon.